Messenger RNA from Phanerochaete carnosa HHB-10118-sp, 489 nucleotides. RefSeq lists its product as uncharacterized. The transcript has 2 exons. NCBI's taxonomy places the organism in Eukaryota, Fungi, Basidiomycota, Agaricomycetes, Polyporales, Phanerochaetaceae. The annotation marks the transcript as partial. The record is from RefSeq and is a predicted model, not a curated record.
CUGCGAAAUGAAGAUGAUGUGACCUACGUGGGUCGGGAAUUUAUGGUCAGGAAGGAGGGCCGAGAAAAGCUGAUGAGCCUUGUCCGAUCGGCACAAGGGCGGGUCGAGCACGCGUUGGGCGAUACGGCUCACAUCCUCCGCGACGACAACUGGGCUCAUCUCAGGGACGCCCCCAGCGAUUUCACGCGCACCGACGUCCCAUGCAUUGCACAUGUACAUGCUGUGAAGGACGAGGAUUCUCCCGAGUUCUGGCAUGAGAUCACGGAGUACCUCGCUCGAGGAGUCCGUCCGGUCCGACUACAGGAGAGUUCACAGGCGAUGCGGGCAUUUUUGUCUAAGACCGAACACUUCAUGUGGAAAGACGACCGGAUCUGGCGCCUCGCUAAGUCAAGACUCCCAAGACUCGUUGUCAUGGACGCGGCGCGACGAGAAGAACUGGUCGCAGAGGCACAUGGCGUGUGCGGACACCGCGGACGCGAUGCGACAUAC